ACGUUGCGGGAAGGGAAGUUCGCCCGGCAGCUGCUGGGCUUGGCUGCUGGGCGGAGGUGGUGGGCUAGCUUGGGUCCCUUGGAGGCCUCAGCGGGGCUUCAGUAACUACCUGGGUGGGCUGCCUGAGGAGAGAAGUGAAGUGUGGGAAACUUAGGGACCCUGUAGGAGCGCUAUGAAGGUUCAGAAGGUUGUGGUGCUCCCCUUGCUUGAAGUGCAGUGGGCAGUUCUUGAGCCCCCAAAUAAGCCUCAGAACCACCUUCAUUAGUUUUUGACCCCUCUUACCAAGGAUUGUGGCAGAAAGAAUUUUUUUUUUCUUCCAUCUAGGAAGAUGUUACCAAGUAUUUCAGUGAGUUCCCCAAUGCAGGGGAACGGAGUGUUGAACUCCAGGGAUGCAGCAAGACACACAGCUGGAGCAAAACGCUACAAAUACCUGAGAAGACUUUUUCGUUUUCGGCAGAUGGACUUUGAGUUUGCUGCAUGGCAGAUGCUCUACCUAUUUACUUCCCCACAGAGAGUUUACAGAAAUUUUCAUUAUCGAAAGCAGACAAAGGAUCAGUGGGCCAGAGAUGACCCUGCUUUCUUGGUCCUGUUAAGUAUUUGGCUCUGUGUGUCCACUAUAGGAUUUGGCUUUGUCCUGGACAUGGGAUUUUUUGAGACGAUAAAGCUGCUCCUUUGGGUUGUUUUCAUAGAUUGUGUAGGCGUUGGUCUUCUCAUAUCAACUUUAAUGUGGUUUAUCUCGAACAAGUACUUAGUGAAGCGGCAAAGCAGGGACUACGAUGUGGAGUGGGGUUACGCCUUCGACGUGCAUCUGAAUGCUUUUUAUCCUCUCUUAGUCAUUCUGCAUUUUAUCCAGCUCUUCUUCAUUAACCAUGUUAUCCUGACGGACACAUUUAUUGGAUAUUUUGUUGGAAAUACCUUGUGGCUGGUGGCAGUGGGCUAUUAUAUCUACGUAACCUUUCUAGGAUACAGUGCAUUGCCAUUUUUGAAAAAUACAGUAAUUCUUCUUUAUCCAUUUGCGCCUCUCAUUCUGCUCUACGGCCUGUCCCUGGCACUAGGAUGGAACUUCACCCACACACUGUGCUCCUUCUACAAGUACAGAGUAAAGUGAAGGCACUGGGAGACUAUGCCAUCUUACCUGUGCCAUAGGCAGAGUUGGUGAGGGGAUGAUUUCUUCUGAAACUUGUAAAUAAACUGUCUUUGUAGAUAU
This is a messenger RNA of Mustela erminea (ermine), 1207 nucleotides long. RefSeq names its product unc-50 inner nuclear membrane RNA binding protein (gene UNC50). Bases 329 to 1108 code for a protein of 259 amino acids. Gene Ontology annotation, cellular component: Golgi membrane. The transcript is spliced from 7 exons. Lineage: Eukaryota; Metazoa; Chordata; Mammalia; Carnivora; Mustelidae. The record is from RefSeq and is a predicted model, not a curated record.